CAGUCCUAAAAUUUAUUCGCAGAUGACCUGUUCAAAGGUGAAAUUAUAACCUGGGAAAUAACGUGUUGGUAUCGUUCGCCUGCUCGCGUUCCCGCCCGAAGGCGAAUGGCGAAAGGCGACAGUGGAAGGAAAAAGAGAGGUCCGGGCCUCUCUGAGCGUUGCAUCCAUCCCUCAAAUAUCAAACGCUGCACAGAGAAGGGAAAAUAAGAGUUCCACUCCGGUGGUGCUGGUGUUGGAUUGGCUAGGAAUCUGCGUUGAGUUAGCAAAGGUGUCCCAGCUACUGGUUGCAAAAAAAAAGUUAAGAGCACAGCCGAGUCCGCUCUCUGCAAGCGAAACGCUUGUCCCAGCGCGGGUUCACCCUGCGAUCAUCAGGGCUACUGAGUAAGUUACAACAACCGCCAGUUUUCACUAUCGCUCUCCCAGCCGAUGGGAAAUGCCAUACUCCGCGAUGGAGAAACUUCCGCGCCUCAUUUUCCAUCGGAAGCAGUUUUCACCGCCAAACAUUUUCAGCUCCUCCAACACUUUAUACAAAGAGUCAGAGGAGAACGGGCAACCGAGCGCUCGGACGAGGGGCUCGGAUGCUUUCCAAGGUGCAAAUAUCGCUCAUUCCACACCAUCAAACCUAUGUGGCGCAGUAGGAACGGCGUGGAAGCCCCGGGCCCUCCCGGAGAGAGGAGAGGAAAGGCCAACGAGGGCAGGCAGACCUCCGGCCCGGCUCGCCGGGCGGUCGGCACCCAGUUGCCCCCGGAGCCCCCGCAACGCCGCGCCGCGGGAGGCACACACUUGGGAGAAACGAGUUCUUUAGGACAACUUGGAAAAUAGUGUCGCUUGCUGCACUGUGAGCCGGGGAAGGGGAGCUCAAGCGAUGGCUCUGCCAGGGCUUUGGCUUCUGUGCAAAGGAUGAGACUGGCACGGACCGAUUUCGCAAGGCGCUUAGGGAAGGGAGACCCAAAAAGCCUGAAUUAAGUACAGCGAGCACCAGUGCGGUUCCCGCUUGCUUGUUUCAGACUCCAGGGCUGCGCGGCGGCAACGCGUCCGCAAGGGCAGCGGUUUCCGCUGUCCACCCCCGCCCGCCCAGAGGGAAGGCGAGGGCCGGGAUCUCCGCAGCCGGCGCUGGCAGGACGAAGGCAUUGCCCCACCGGCACCAAGAGAGAUUGAGCGUGGCUGCCCACCGGCAAAGAGGCACGGCCGCUGAAGGCAGUGCAGGCGUAGCCCGGCUUGGCGAGGCUGGUGGCCCGUCGGGCUCCGCUGGGGCUGGGAGGGGAGGCAACAGCCCAGACUCUCACACCGCAGCACCGUUUAAGAACCGGGUGCUGGUGUCGCGGACGGACACGGAGCCCCCAGCCCGGCCCGCAGCCGCCUUGUCAUGCUACCCAAAGUGGAAACGGAGGCCCUGGGACUCGCCCGGUCGAAUGGGGAUCAGGGGCAGAUGCCGGAAAACAUGCAAGUGUCUCAGUUUAAAAUGGUGAAUUACUCUUAUGAUGAAGACCUUGAAGAGCUGUGUCCAGUCUGUGGAGACAAAGUGUCUGGGUACCAUUAUGGACUUCUCACCUGUGAAAGCUGCAAGGGAUUCUUUAAGCGAACAGUCCAGAAUAACAAAAGGUACACAUGUAUAGAAAAUCAGAAUUGCCAGAUUGACAAAACACAGCGAAAACGAUGUCCUUACUGUCGAUUUCAAAAAUGUCUAAGUGUUGGAAUGAAAUUGGAAGCUGUGCGAGCUGACCGAAUGCGUGGCGGUCGAAACAAGUUUGGACCAAUGUACAAGAGAGACAGGGCAUUGAAGCAGCAGAAGAAAGCUCUUAUCCGAGCAAAUGGACUGAAACUGGAAGCCAUGACUCAGGUGAUCCAAGCAAUGCCAACCGACCUGACAAUAUCCUCUGCAAUCCAGAACAUCCAUUCAGCUUCUAAAGGCCUACCUCUGAACCACACUGCCUUGCCUCCUACAGACUAUGACAGGAGUCCCUUUGUGACCUCUCCGAUCAGCAUGACAAUGCCACCCCACGGCAGCUUGCAAGGCUACCAAACCUAUGGCCAUUUUCCAAGCCGUGCUAUCAAGUCUGAGUACCCUGACCCUUACACUAGCUCACCAGAGUCAAUAAUGGGCUACUCAUACAUGGAUAGUUAUCAAACAAGCUCACCAGCAAGUAUCCCACAUCUGAUAUUGGAACUCCUGAAAUGUGAGCCUGAUGAGCCACAAGUCCAAGCUAAAAUCAUGGCAUAUCUGCAGCAAGAGCAAGCCAACAGAAGCAAACACGAGAAGCUCAACACUUUCGGGCUUAUGUGUAAAAUGGCUGACCAAACCCUCUUCUCCAUUGUUGAGUGGGCGAGGAGUAGCAUCUUCUUUAGAGAACUUAAGGUUGAUGACCAAAUGAAGUUGCUUCAGAACUGCUGGAGCGAACUCUUAAUCCUGGAUCACAUUUACCGGCAAGUGGUACAUGGGAAAGAAGGCUCCAUCCUUCUGGUUACUGGGCAACAAGUGGAUUAUUCCGUAAUAGCAUCCCAAGCUGGAGCCACCCUCAACAAUCUUAUGAGCCAUGCACAAGAACUGGUAGCAAAGCUUCGUUCGCUGCAGUUUGACCUACGAGAAUUUGUCUGUCUCAAAUUCCUGGUGCUGUUUAGUUUAGAUGUCAAAAAUCUUGAGAACUUCCAGCUUGUGGAAGGUGUUCAGGAACAAGUGAAUGCUGCUCUGCUGGACUACACCAUGUGUAAUUACCCACAGCAAACAGACAAAUUUGGCCAGCUUCUCCUGCGACUACCAGAAAUUCGGGCCAUCAGUAUGCAGGCCGAAGAAUACCUCUAUUACAAACACCUGAACGGGGAUGUGCCAUGUAAUAACCUUCUCAUUGAGAUGCUGCAUGCAAAGAGAGCAUAAAUUAUACCCAUUAGAGCUUCUGCUUUCAAGGAAAAGAAAUUAUUCUGAACUGCUCCAAGCAACACUAAUUAAAACGUGGUUUUAAGACUUUGCAAAAUGGUAUAAUAAUCAAAUACUAAUAGUAAAUAAGUGAUGUAUCAGGGUAUUUGUAUUGCAAACUGUGAAUCAUAUGCUACACAUCCCCAAAGGAAUCUAUAUAGGACUUGAUACUGGAGUGAACUUACCAAGUGGAUACCAUCACCAAUGCCAAGAAAAUGGACAGAAUUAUCAUUGUAUAUUUAACUCUGCUGAUUGCCAACAUGAAGAAACCUAGGUGAAAAAAAACCUGAUCUGUAUUAUUGAGCUAAGAUGGUGAGGAAUUUGAGUGCACUAAAUUCCUUCACUGCAUAGAAGGACUCAUAAAACAGUUACAACAGAUGCAAAACUGCAUCUACAGCAUCUUCUGUCAUCCUUACAGGGACCCAACACUUACUUCUUCUGUGCUAAAUGAUGUGGCAUCCUUUGAACAAGCUGUAAGAGAGAGCUGGCCGAGGCCACGUGCUGUGUGCUUUGGCCACCAAACCUCCGAGGCUGGGCCUGCUUGUCGGGCCUGCAAACAGCUCCUAGGAAGAGUCUGGGAUCCAGUUAGCUUGGCAUUCUUAACUGUGUUCUGAAGUUUGUUUUGUCACGUGUUCAUGUUGUUCUACCAGGCAGUAUCCCUCUUCUACUGCUCGUAUCAGAUAGCUGUUAAGCAGUUAAGGAAAUAUUCUAAAAUAAGUUAGCCAAUUCAACUGUAUACUCAACCAGCUGCUAAAAGAUAGCUCCACUGUAUGUUCAUGGGUAUUUCCAUAAAAGAAAAUAGAGAUAUUUCAGUCAUCCCAAACAACACUUUCUUUGACAAGAAAACAGCAAUUAGAACACCAAAUACUGAUGUUAAAAAACUAAAAAUAAAAUUUUAAAAGAAUUUUGUGAUAAAAGAAGUGACAAGUGAAUUGUACAACUGGAUGAUGCCAUGGAGCUUAUUAAGAAAUUAUCUUUAAAAUUUGCAGUAAUUUGGAAACUAAAUUUCAACUCAAACAUCCAAUAUCUAACGAAAGCUCCUGUUUUCAAAGUUAGGUAAUAUACCUAUUUUACGCAAAGAAAGAAGAGUGAUACUGCUGUUUCUAUGUAGGCCAAAGUCUGCUGCAGAACAAAUAUUAGAAAAGAACAAACACUUCUCUCUCUGUCCAAAUGAAGAUAUCAGUAUUAACAUGUAGUGCCACAUUUAUAAGUCUUGCCUUAUUUCAUUACCCUUAAAGGUAACUGUGCAGGUGUAGAUCAACAUACAUUUCAAAAUAAAGUAUUAAUCUCUAGCAUUAACAAAAACAUAGUGUUUACAUUCUUUAGGUCCUGUGGGGAAAAACUGUGAUAAAAUUGCAGAGCAGUGAUUUCCUUAUUAUUUCUUUUAAAUUGGUAAUUAUUUUACCAGUACUUAAUUACUGUAUGUCGUGAGACACUAAAAUCAAUAGGGGUUUUUCAUUUUUACUUUAAUUUUUGAGAUUAUCAGCUGCACAAUCACUUGUAGAAACUGUAUAAAAUUCUAAUACUUUAAUUUUUUUUCAUGAAGAUUGCUGGCUUUUGAAUAGUUUAUUUAUAUUGUAUAUGAUAGUUUUCACUGUAGACAAUUAUGAUGCUAAUUUAUUUUUCUUUGGUUUCAUCUUUAUAUAAGAUAUAGCCAGAAUGAAGAAGCCAAAUAUAUGUGUUUACUGUAGCAUGUCUUCAAGUUAGUGGAACAUAGUUCAGGGACACAGAAGGGUCUUUACAAAUUAAAAUCAUUCACUUGAUUAAAUGUCUGUAAAUCUUCAUAAUCCUAAAUGUAGUUUAUUUAAAUCUAUUGUAAAUUAUGUGAGCUGUAACUUUUUCUGUUUCAUGUGAACUUGAAAAGGUGCAUUUCUCUCACUUUCGUCCAACCAUUCAUACAUUGUAUACCAAAGACAUCAGUUAUUACAUCUGCAUUAGUACGAAGCACACUAUUUAAUUGCCUGUAUUAAUCAGCUCUAAUAUUCUGUCCAUGCAUAGGGUACCAACACAGCAAAGCCAAGUGUCUGCAACUCCUACAUGCCUGUCUUGUACCACAGCACACACGUACUGUCAUCCUACAGACCUCGAGCAAACCGAGCACAGCCCCUCAGCAUCCCCCAGGGCAGACAGAAGCAUUCUUUAAACAGCAGUGCUCUCCCUCAAACAAACGAAAUUAACAGUAAAGUGCGGGUGCCAACUGAGGUGGCUGUGAAAUACACGAACAAGAUAAGUGUGGUCAUUCUUUCAGAAAGAAAAGCAAAGCAUUAAUUCAAGUGUUUGCAUUCUGUAUUUUCUCUUUUUUUUCCUGUUGAAAUGCUACAGUGAACUUCACUGAAUAUUAAGGAAAAAGCUGAAAAAAUAUUGCUAAAUAUUCAUAGCACCAUUAUCCAUAUACAGGACAGAAGAAUUAAAACAAGAAUGUAGAAGAAAGGAACAAUUUAGGUUCAUGAAAAUGCUUUCAGAUAAUUGAACAUAUAUUUGCCCACAUCCGGGGUUCCAAGAAUCCCAUCGUAUUGCCCGAAGUACACGAACAAAACACAACAAAACAAACCACAAAAGAACCCUCUCACGUUAAUUGUUAACUACUUUGUAACCAAGCAUUUUCUUCUGACUGCCUUAUUGAUUACAGGACAUAUUAGUAAAAGCAGACUAAAAUUCAAAAGGUUUAGCUUUGGCUGGUUUAUUAUAGUUGUUCUGUGUUUGUAAACAGACAAUCUGUAAAGUCUGACUAUUUGUAUUACAGAUGUUCUGCAGCUGCCUUGGAUUUAAAUCCAUGCAACUCUUAGAAUGUGCAGUGAGUUACUUGUUGAAGUUGAAGUUCUCUUACUGUAUCAGUGAAAUACAUAUUGUCAUGUCAGUUCUUGCCAAGAGUUUCUCAUCACCAAUGGAAUUAUUUUUUUCAGUAUUUCAAUAAAUAUUGAUAUGCCCAUG
Molecule: messenger RNA, 5842 nt
Organism: Motacilla alba alba
Lineage: Eukaryota; Metazoa; Chordata; Aves; Passeriformes; Motacillidae
Gene: NR5A2
Product: nuclear receptor subfamily 5 group A member 2
Exons: 8
Coding region: 1367-2872 (501 amino acids)
Biological process (GO): tissue development; regulation of transcription by RNA polymerase II; hormone-mediated signaling pathway
Cellular component (GO): RNA polymerase II transcription regulator complex
Molecular function (GO): nuclear receptor activity; RNA polymerase II cis-regulatory region sequence-specific DNA binding; zinc ion binding
Source: RefSeq, a predicted model, not a curated record